This is a messenger RNA of Hemiscyllium ocellatum (epaulette shark), 2771 nucleotides long. RefSeq names its product sphingosine-1-phosphate receptor 1 (gene s1pr1). The coding region runs from base 381 to 1496 and encodes 371 amino acids. The transcript is spliced from 2 exons. The record is from RefSeq and is a predicted model, not a curated record. Gene Ontology annotation, cellular component: membrane. NCBI's taxonomy places the organism in Eukaryota, Metazoa, Chordata, Chondrichthyes, Orectolobiformes, Hemiscylliidae. Gene Ontology annotation, molecular function: sphingosine-1-phosphate receptor activity. Gene Ontology annotation, biological process: angiogenesis; sphingosine-1-phosphate receptor signaling pathway.
GUUUUGCACUGUUGUUAUCAGUUGCGUGCAUCUUCUGUUUAUCGCCACCCAGUCUCAGAGCUAAGUUAAUUUUGAUGUUGCUGAAUCGGUGGCAGACACCAGGCUGGGACUUGAAGCGAGGUCCUUUUUUUCACAAAUGGACCCGUUGUAGAGAAGACGCCGGUUUCUUAUUGUUUGCAAUCGCCGACAGUAUCCUGUUCUCACGGUCUCGCUCUACUUAGCUGCUAUUUUUUAACGUUUUCAACAAACCAAGAGUGGCGAUGGCUCGCGGUCUCUCCGCAGCUCCUCACUGACCCGCCAAUCGCGGCGCCCUCUGCCGGCCGACAGGAGCGCGCCAGCUACAACAACAAUAGCAACAACAACCAACAAGUGAAUUAGGGAUGGAGACGGGUGGACAGCGCCCCGCGGCGUACAUGGGCUACAGCUACACAGACCCGGACAUCAUCCUGCAGCAUUACAACUAUACCGGCAAACUGAGGGUCAGCACUGGACUCACUGUCUCGUCCAUCUGCUUCAUUGUCAUCUGCUGCUUCAUCAUCCUGGAGAACCUCAUGGUGUUGCUGGCCAUCUGGCAGACCAAAAAGUUCCACCGCGCCAUGUACUACUUCAUCGGCAACCUGGCACUCUCGGACCUGCUGGCCGGCGCUGCCUACACCGUCAACAUCCUGCUGUCAGGCUCCAACACCUACAGGCUGACCCCGGUGCAGUGGUUCCUGAGGGAGGGCAGUAUGUUUGUGGCCCUCGCUGCUUCGGUGUUCAGCCUGCUGGCUAUUGCCAUCGAGCGCUACCUGACCAUGCUGAAGAUGAAGCCACACAGCUCAGGGGGCAGCUCCCGAGUCUUCCUGCUCAUCAGUGGCUGCUGGCUCCUGUCCAUGCUCCUGGGCGGCCUGCCCAUCAUGGGCUGGAAUUGCCUGCAGGGCUUCCCGCACUGCUCCACUGUGCUGCCCCUCUACCACAAGCACUACAUCCUGUUCUGCACAACCGUCUUCAGCUUCAUCUUGCUUGCCAUCGUGCUGCUCUACGCCCGCAUCUAUGUCCUGGUGCGCUCCCGCAGCCGCAGCUUCACCUUCCGCAAGGACCUGCGCACCAAGAGCAGCGAGAAGUCCCUGGCUCUGCUCAAGACAGUGAUGAUCGUGCUGAGCGCCUUCAUCGCCUGCUGGUCUCCGCUCUUCAUCCUCCUGCUGCUCGAUGUGGCGUGUCAGGCACGAGGCUGUCCGGUGCUCUACAAGGCCCAGUGGUUCCUGGCCUUGGCCGUGCUGAACUCGGCCAUGAACCCAGUCAUCUAUACGCUGACCAGCCGGGAGAUGAGGCGGGCAUUCUUCCGCCUGCUGUGCUGCCUGUGUCGUCGUGGACCGGCCUGGCGGCACAAGCCCCCGCUCACCAUCGCUCUGGAGUUCAGCCCCAGCAGGUCGGACAACUCGUCUCAUCAGCAGAAGGACGAGUGCUGCACGCCUGAGACCUUGUUGUCCUCAGGCAAUGUUAACUCCUCAGCAUGAGGGUGCAGGGGAGGCUGCAACAGAGGUGGGGGAGCAGACAGUGAAGAAGGGUGGGAAGGUCAGGACGCACAAAAACUACUCUGCUGGACAUACCCAGGUUAUAGCUACUCAUCCUCUCAACCUCUGGUGUUGAAAUGUAAUCCUCACCUUUUACACCAGUAAAAAGGCAAAGACAUUGGGACCAAGCACUGGAGUUCAGAAAUUUUGUCUUAUUACUCCAAUAUGGGAGAGGUCUCUUUUUUUAAAAAAAAGUGCAUGGACAAUUUUCUUCUGGACUUUUGAAAGGAGAUAAAUUCUAUUUUAAGAGAAAAGUACCUACCGAGACCUGGUCUGCUUCAGGAUUUUAUGUCUCAAGACAGUAUCGUUCUUUGGGAGUCAUAGUACCGAACAUGCAGAUCUUUGGAUUAGUUGCCCAGAAUCUAGGGCUAAUGAUGGGAUGCAGAGCAUUUCAUGAAAAAACAGACAUGCCCAACUGCUUGGUUUCUGAAUGACUUUGGUGAAGUUACCUUCUGUAAAGACUGAGUAUUUUAGAGAUGCCUUAUAGAUUCUACUGUACAUGUAUUAAAACAAACAUUCAAAUGCAUUAUGUAAUGUAAGAUAAGAAGAAUAUAGUAUCAAAUUGUUGAAAAUGAAGGAUAUUACUAACUAGUCGCGACUGUAUCAUUUUGAAUGUAUCAAAUUGUCAUUCCACUCUUCAACCAUACAAUAUUAACCUCUUCAUUUAUUAAUUUAUUAACAUUUGCGAAAUUUAAAUACAACUUUUCCAGAUUUGUUGCAUAGCAUUACAAUGAAAGGUUACAUUUUAGAUACUUGACUGAACAAAAUGAUUUGUCUAAAUUAUUCAACUUUUGUAAUUAGGGAUUGACACAAAGUGGCAUGUUUUAUUCCAAACUGCAAAUAGAAUUUUUCAACAAAUAAUGUGAAAAUGGCAUUCAUGUGAAAAUGCACACAAUAUAUGUAAAUACAUAUUCCUUUUAAUUCAACAAUUGUUUUGAGAUUUUGUUUAUUUUGAAACAUCUUUUACACCAGUACAACGCACUAAUCAAUCAAUUGUUCGCUCAGAUUUGUUUAUUAAAAUUGGGGCAUCUUAUCAACAUGACUUAUUUGGCCUGGUGGGAUAAAUUGGGAAAAUCAAGGCCAGGGAUUAUCAUAUUAGUGACUUCUUAUGGUUGUAGUUCAUGGAGUCCCAUCUAGAAGUUAUUUCUGAUAAUUCAUUCAAAUUUUCCACUUACAGAAAAUUAGCCAAUUAUUGGAAUUAAAGAAUGCAAACCAUAA